UCUUUGUGACAUCCUUGUUGGACUUUGUCAGCAGAAAUGUCCCUAUAAAAUGGUUGCCUGUGACUGCAGACACUCACAGCCCCAUCAGCCAUGAGAGCGGUUGUGCUUUUCCUGACUCUGGCCCUUGUGGCUGGUCAAUCCCAUGACUUUGCUCCUGAUUUUGCUGCCGGUAAGACUUAUGUGUACAAGUAUGAGGCAUUGCUCCUGGGUGGUCUGCCGGAGGAAGGUUUGGCAAAAGCCGGGCUCAAAGUCAGCAGCAAAGUUUUAAUCAGUGCUGUAACCCAAAAAGUAUACAUGCUGAAGCUUGUGGACCCUGAGCUCUAUGAGUACAGUGGCAUAUGGCCUAGGGAUCCUUUAAAACCAGCAACCAAGCUAACUUCAGCCCUGGCAGCACAGUUCACGAUUCCCAUCAAGUUUGAGUAUGACAAUGGUGUUGUGGGAAAAAUGUUCGCCCCUGAGGAAAUGUCAACAACAGUGAUGAAUGUAUUCAGAGGUAUCCUGAAUAUCCUUCAGCUCAACAUCAAGAAGACACAGAACAUCUACGAGUUACAGGAGGCCGGAGCUCAGGGUGUGUGCAAGACCUUCUAUGCCCUCACUGAAGACGAAAAGGCUGAUCGCAUCCUUUUGACAAAGACCAGGGAUCUGAACAAUUGUCAGGAGAGGAUCAUGAAGGACAUAGGAACGGCAUACACUGAGAACUGUGCAAAGUGCCAGCAGAAUUCAAAGAACCUGAGAGGAGCUACUGCAUACAGCUACAUCUUGAAGCCAGUUGCUCGUGGAAUCAUGAUCCUGGAGGCAGCUGUCAAUGAGUUGAUUCAGUUCUCACCUUUCUCUGAGAGGAAUGGAGCUGCUCAGAUGCAGACCAAGCAAUCGCUGGUCUACCUUAAGAUUCAGAAAGCCCCUAUUGAACCCAUGGAGGCUCAGUAUCUUCACCGUGGAUCUCUAAAGUAUGAGUUUUCCACUGAGCUUCUUCAGACACCCAUUCAGCUCAUCAGGAUCAACAAUGCACAGGCCCAGAUUGUGGAGAUUCUGAAUCAUCUGGUAGCCAACAACAUGGAGAGAGUCCACGAGGAUGCCCCUCUGAAGUUUUUGGAACUCAUUCAGGUCGCCCGUGCAGCCAGCUCUGAAGACUUGGAAAUGCUCUGGAGCCAAUACAGAACCAAACCUGCCUAUAGACAGUGGCUCUUGGAUACAGUCCCUGCCAUUGGAACUCCUGUUGCUCUAAGAUUCAUCAGGGAGAAAUUCCUGAACGAUGACCUGUCUGUUGCUGAAGCGGCUCAGGCCUUAAUUGCAUCUAUUAACAUGGUGACAGCAGACACUGAGGCCAUCAGGCAGGUUGAGGCCCUGGCAGCUGACAGCAAAAUAGUGAAAAGCCCAGUUCUGCGCAAGAUCGUCCUCCUUGGCUAUGGUACCAUGGUUUCAAAACACUGUGUUGAGAAGACCGUCUGCCCUGCUGAACUUAUAAAGCCCAUCCAGGAUCUCCUUGCAGAGGCUGUCGCUAAAGAUAAUGUCCAGGAUAUCAUCAUGAUUCUCAAGGUUUUGGGUAACGCUGGCCAUCCCGCUAGCCUUAAGCCGAUCACAAAAAUCCUGCCCAUACAUGGCACUGCAGCUGCAUCUCUGCCCAUGCGGGUCCAUGUUGGCGCCAUCAUGGCCUUGAGGAACAUUGCAAAGAAGGAACCCAGAAUGAUCCAGGAAUUGGCUCUUCAACUUUACAUGGACAAGUCUCUUCACCCAGAGCUUCGUAUGCUUGCAUGCAUCGUGCUGUUUGAGACAAGGCCUGCAAUUGGUUUGGUGAUAUCUCUUGCCAACAUUGUGAAGACAGAGAAGAAUCUGCAGGUAGCAAGCUUCACUUAUGCUCACAUGAAGUCCCUGAUCAGGAGCAUCGCCGUUAUCCAUGCCUCAGAUGCUGCAGCUUGCAAUGUCGCUAUCAAAAUUUUGAGCCCAAGGCUGGACAGACCAAGCUUACGUUACAGCAAAGCCUUCUACAUGGACAUUUAUAACAGUCCCUUGAUGCUUGGUGCUGCUGCCAGCGCUUUCUACAUCAAUGAUGCUGCCACCAUUCUGCCCAGAUCUCUUGUGGCUAAGACCAGUGCCUACUUUGCUGGAGCUGCUGCUGAUGUUCUAGAGGUUGGAGUAAGGACUGAGGGACUUCAAGAGGCUCUUCUGAAAAACCCUGCAAUUAUUGACGAUGCUGACAGGAUGACCAAGAUGAAACGUGUCAUUAAGGCUCUCUCUGAGUGGAGGUCUCAACCUACCAGCACACCACUGGCCUCUGCUUAUGUCAAACUCUUCGGACAAGAAAUUGCCUUCGCCAACAUUGACAAAGUCUGGAUCGACCAGGCCAUUGCGCUCAUCACUGGACCCUCUGCUCAGGCAUUAGGUAACAAUGCCGUCAAGGCUCUGCUGUCUGGGGUUUCCUUCCACUUAGCUAAGUCUCUGCUGGCCUCUGAGGUGAGGCGUAUCCUGCCUACUGCUGCUGGUCUUCCAAUAGAGCUCAGUCUGUACACUGCUGCUGUGGCUGCUGCAGAUGUUCAAGUCAAAGCCACCGCAACACCAGCUUUGCCAGAAAACUUCCAUCUUGCUCACCUUCUGAAGGCAAACAUUCAAAUUGAGAGUGACAUCAGACCAAGUGUUGCUGUGAAUACAUUUGCUGUGAUGGGAGUAAACACCGCCAUAGUCCAGGCUGCUGUGUUAGCAAGAGCUAAAUUCAACUCUGUUAUGCCAGCCAAAAUCGCUGCAAGACUUCACAUCAGUGAGGGCCACUUUAGGAUCGAAGCUCUGCCUGUUUCUGUGCCUGAACACGUUGCAGCUGUGCAGGUUGAGACUUUUGCUGUGGUAAGAAAUAUUGAGGAUCUUGCUGGUGCAAGAAUCACUCCCAUGAUCCCUGCCAAAGUCUUGGAGCACGUCUCACGUGAGACUGCGUCAUCUGCUGCUAGUUCAUCAAUAUCCUCAGGGAUCACUCACCAAGAUGCAGCAGCUGCCAGGCCCAUCAUACAACGCAGAGUAGCUAAAUUUGAGAAGAAGUUCUGUGCUAAAGCUGUUGCCAUUGGAGUUAGGGGUUGUUUCAUGGUUACCACUGAAAACGCUAAUUUCAUCAGGGACAUUGCACUGUACAAACUGGCUGGAAGGCACUCUGUUGCUCUUUCUAUCAAACAAAUUGAAGAUGAUGCCAUUGAAAGACUCCAGGUGGAGGUUCAAGUUGGACCAAAGGCUGCAGAGAAGCUCAUCAAACAGAUUAACCUAAACGAAGAAGUUGUUGAGGGAAGACCAGUCUUGAUGAAGCUCAAGAAAAUCCUGGCUCCUCGUUUGAAGAAUGCCACCUCCUCCUCCUCCUCCUCUAGCUCAAGACAGAGUUCCAGUUCCUCUUCUUCCUCGUCCAGCUCCUCGUCUUCCUCUUCCAAAUCCUCUUCCUCCUCUUCCCGCUCCAGCUCUGCAUCUAACCUUGAGUUGCUCUUCAGAGCUAGCUCAAGUUCCUCUAGCUCUGAAGAGAAACUCAAGUUGCUCUUCAGAGCUAGCUCAAGUUCCUCUAGCUCUACUGCUCGUCAGGUAAACACCUCAAAAUUGUUUUCUGAUCUGUGUCUCCAUUUCAUGGUAAGCGUGGAAUCUGACAAAAAAAUCUCUUUUGAACAGCAAGUGCUUCAUAGCCACAGGUUCCAGAAGAACAAUAGGAAGCAGCCUCACACCUCCCGAUCCACCGCAACAGCCGUUUCCAGAAGCAGAAGCAGUGACUCAAGCUUUGAAGCCAUCUACAGAAAGAACAUAUUCCUUGGCAAUGAAGUUGACCCUAACAUUGCCAUCAUCUUCAGCGCUAUCAGAGCUGACAAAAAGAUGCAGGGAUACCAAAUGGGAGUCUACUUGGACAAAGCGACUGCCAGACUUCAGAUUAUAAUGGCUGCCUUGGCCGCUGAUGACAACUGGAAGUUAUGCGCUGAUGGAGUUCUGCUUAGCAUGCAAAAAGUCACAGCUAAAGUCGCCUGGGGAGCAAAAUGUAAGCAGUACAACACCAUGAUCACAGCCGAGACUGGUCUUGUUGGUCCGAGCCCUGCAGCUCGCCUCAAAGUGACCUGGGAUAAAGUACCCUCUUCCUUCAGACGCUAUGCACACAGGGCGUAUAAUUACAUUCCUGCUUCCGUGAUGGCUGGCUUGAUUAAAGGAAAGGAUGAAAACAGAGCCAAGCAGCUUUCACUUACAGUGGUUGCCAUAUCGGACAGGACCCUUGACGUCAUUUUGAAAAUUCCAGUAAAUACUGUGUAUAAGAUGGCUUUGCAUCUUCCCAUUGCUCUGCCACUUGAUGGAAUCACAGGUCUCACCCCCUUCGAUGACAUUGCUGAUAAAGUCCAUUACUUGUUUGCAAAGGCUGGCGCAGCUGAAUGUAGCUUCAACAAAAACAUACUGACCACAUUCAACGGCAGGAAGUACAAGAACGAGAUGCCGUUGUCUUGCUACCAAGUUCUGGCACAGGAUUGCACAGAUGAGCUGAAAUUCAUGGUUCUGCUGAAGAAUGAUCACAUUGAACAAAACCAAAUCAAUGUGAAACUUGCUAAUAUAGAUAUUGAUCUGUACCCGAAGAAUAGUGACGUGAUGGUGAAAGUCAAUGGAAUGGACAUACCCAUCAACAACCUGCCAUACCAGCACCCCACAGCUAACAUCCAGAUCAGGCAAAAUGGUGCAGGCAUCUCUGUGUACGCUCCCAGCCAUGGUCUUGUUGAGGUCUACUUAGACAGGAACUCAUUUAUGGUUAAAGUUGUGGACUGGAUGAAGGGACAGACCUGUGGACUCUGUGGAAGGGCUGAUGGGGAAUUCAGACAGGAGUACCGCACACCCAACGGACGAGUGACCAAGAGUGCAGUCAGCUACGCUCAUUCCUGGGUUCUGCCAGCUGAGAGCUGCAGGGACUCCACUGAGUGCCGUAUGAAGCAUGAAACUGUGAAACUGGAGAAGCAGGUUAACGUCCAUGGCCAGGACUCCAUAUGCCACUCUGUCGAGCCGGUGCUGCGCUGCCUGCCCGGCUGCUUCCCUGUGAAGACCACCUCCGUCACUGUUGGCUUCCACUGCCUGCCUGCUGGUUCUGCCCUGAAUCGCCUCAACAGUCAGAGCAGCACCUACGAUAACAGCGUGGACAUGAGGGAUGCAGCAGAAGCCCACCUAGCCUGCAGCUGCACCACUCAGUGCGCUUAAUGACACUCACAUCAUGUGUACUUGUUGAACGUAAUUUUGAAUACAAACAAAUUCAUAAAGUUAUUUUCAAUUAUGGCAACUUCAUAAAGAAUUACUUAAAGGAAAAAUGCACAACAUUAUGAUAAAUGUCCCUCGAUCCUGAGCUUGGCUGAAUUUUGGUGAUGUGAGAAUGGUCAGACCACAUUAUAAUAAUGUUGAGAUGUUGCUUUUGUGAACAACUGAAACUGUUGCUUUUUGCUUUUAAUGUAACUGUUUUAUACCAUUAUUGCUAAAUAAAUAAAAAUGUCAAUGUUGCAAAGAA
Messenger RNA from Micropterus salmoides (largemouth bass), 5479 nucleotides. Its product is annotated as vitellogenin-like. The transcript has 33 exons. Lineage: Eukaryota; Metazoa; Chordata; Actinopteri; Centrarchiformes; Centrarchidae. Gene Ontology annotation, molecular function: lipid carrier activity. The record is from RefSeq and is a predicted model, not a curated record. Gene Ontology annotation, biological process: lipid transport. Bases 91 to 5178 code for a protein of 1695 amino acids.